Opisthorchis viverrini is the source of this 2276-nucleotide messenger RNA. RefSeq lists its product as hypothetical. The record is from RefSeq and is a predicted model, not a curated record. The transcript is spliced from 11 exons. NCBI's taxonomy places the organism in Eukaryota, Metazoa, Platyhelminthes, Trematoda, Opisthorchiida, Opisthorchiidae. Bases 1 to 2190 code for a protein of 729 amino acids.
AUGUUGAGGAAAUUUCUUCCGGUUGAAAACUACCUGAAAGUUACGUUUAUUGUAACACGGCCUAUGUCGAAAGCCUCGCUAUUGACAACAGUCAAGGAGAUCUCGGAAACCCCUUUGUCGCUGUUUCACAAAUUAGCUCGUAGGCACCACGUCCGAAUAAGUUGGAAUCUGGUUGAUGAAUAUGGUGCUCCUCACAGUCGGAUGUUUCUCGUCAAGUUGACCAUUUUCACUGAGGACUCUCUACAACCGGAAGUGUUUGAAGCCGUGGGCAGGAAUAUCCAGGCUGCGAAGCAGUCCGUGGCCACUACGGUGCUAGAAAACUCUCCCUUUUUUAAAUCCCUUCUUGCUAAUAAUGGGCGCCGCCAACGACCCCGCGCGUUGGAUGAAAAGUGCCAAUGUUUCCGGAAUCUCAUAGAUGAUGUACCCAGUGCACGUGGUCCUCGCAACGAUAUUCUGGAAUUAGCAAGGGUGAUCAAUGUUCCUGUCAGGUUCCUUAAGCUUCACGGAUCCCCAACUUCAACAGCUACGUGUGACCAGAAGGCUUCUGUUGCCAUGUACCGCGUGGCCCUGGAAAUGGUGGGAAGGCAAUAUGUGGGUGAGAGCACCUCUGUCACAGGAGCCGAACAGGAGGCGUCUGUGGCCGCUUUGAAGGCCAUACGUCGUAUCUUGACUUCAUCUGCGACGUUUGUGAACUCUGAACACCAUCGUCCUUCUCAACUUGGUCAGCGAUUGCAUAUACGUCCCACCGAUCCUAUCUGGAAAUUACAACUGUUGGUCGGUCUUCAUCACGAACGACCCCUAUUUAGAACAUUCUGGACUCCCAUGGACGAUACAUUGGAUGAGACUUGUACAGCAAAGGCAUUUUAUCAGUGUAUCUGUUCAGUACCGUCCCUCGGGACGGUUGAGUGCAUUGGAAAGUCGAAGGUCAUGGCCCGAACUAGUGCAGCCAAACUGAUGAUUGACCGCCUGAUUCAGCAAACAGUGCAUGAUAAACCGGAAUACCAAAGCUACCCAAGCCCGUUCCCUAGCAGACAUCCGUUUAUGAAGCCCAGGUCGAAGAAUCCACCGACCAAGUUCAAGGUGGACCGCACCAAUCCAGCCUAUGGUCAAGAUGUGAAUCCGGUUCAGCGGCUGGACUACUUCUGCUUAGCGCAGGCACUUGGUCGACCGGUGUAUGUGUUGGUCCACGACGGUACAUCUCUCUCGACAUCUCCCGGCGGACGCAUGACUUCACACCAUGUACCACCUGAAUUCGCUUAUGAGGUCCGGGUUGGUACUCGUCAGACUGUCGGACCACGUGGGAGGAAUAAGCGUCUAGCGAGGAGAAUGGCUGCCGAAGUUAUGCUGGAAGCCUUGGGUUUCCAACGUCCGAAUUCUCCACAAGUUCAAAGCGCGUUACGUUCUACUUACUGCAGCUCGGUACAACACACUCCGGAAGAUGUUUAUACAGAGGGAGGCGCUUCAAACUCUUCUCCAAUUUCUUCCCUCCCCUCUUGUCACGAUCCAUCUUCCCAGGACGUCGCUGACGGCGUUCCAUCCGUUAAAAGCUAUUCUCAGGAUGUUACAUCUGAUUUCUUCAGCAAUACGCCAAUCGGACAUUGGUCAGAAUCCAAGGAAGCCCAAACUAUUGGUCGAUGUUGGUCUCUACGACGAACACGAAGUUGCUCAGAUCUGGCCAACCGCGACACCUGCGCUGUGGUGAUUUCCAACUCCUCAUCCGACCCCAUGUGUAUCACCGAAUUAACCUCAAUGCAGUCGGCAGACACAGCAGCUCCAAUUCCUUCGCGCUCCAAUCUUCGUCUACUAGCCCAACUGGCUGUGUUCUACUUGGAAGAAGUGUUUUUGACCACAAAGUCAAUCAGUGCUAGUUCACUGAAAUCUUCCAGUUCGCCCACAGCCGCGCGUCUGCUUAUAUCACUUUGUCAACGUUUACGAGUUCCUUGUCAGUUUGUGGAUCAAGCACCACCAUCCAGUUUGAACGGCUCGGAACGGUCACCGGAGGCUUAUCAGUACAACACAGUUUUAUCGAUUGGCGGCAGUUUGUCACCGGCCACAGUUGAUCCCCACGGUGCCACCGCCGACCCUAUUCACGGGAUUGUCGUUCGAGCUUCAGGCCGUACCCUGGAGGACGCUCGUCAUGAAGCUGCAUUGUCUGCCUUUCGUCAACUGGCUCAAGAGGCUCAACAAUAGAUCUCAGUAGUUUUGAUUGAAUUGCUAGGAACACAAACGUCAUAUGCAUUUGUUAACUUCUUUCCAGACUAUAAAGUGUUUUUCUG